Sparassis crispa is the source of this 465-nucleotide messenger RNA. RefSeq lists its product as hypothetical. The transcript is spliced from 7 exons. NCBI's taxonomy places the organism in Eukaryota, Fungi, Basidiomycota, Agaricomycetes, Polyporales, Sparassidaceae. The coding region runs from base 1 to 465 and encodes 154 amino acids. The record is from RefSeq and is a predicted model, not a curated record.
AUGAAGGACCGCUCUGCCGUGGCGGAACCGGAUACAAGCAAGCCCACCAGUCUGCAUACCAGUGGCGACUCAAGGCUCAAUGAUGUUGUCGAGACUCGUGCAGGCUCUGAACCUCGGGCGCAAGUCUCAGUGGCGAUCAUUCACAGCUCUCCCGACUCGACGACUGGCUCUACAGAGUCAUCCCCGCGAGGAAGAUCCGUGACACCGAGCGGUAACGAGGAACAACAGGAUGCUGUGGGAUCGUCUAGCUCACACGACAAACCGCCUCAAGAUGUCACUCAAGAGAUGAAGCGGGAUGAGGAGUCUCCUGGGACGAUUACUGUGAUACCCGCUCGGGACCACCUCAUUCCAAUUGAAUCUGAUGGCCCACCUCUUGCCUUUCGUCCGAGGGGUAGCCUAAACAGACCAGUAGUAGUGGUGAAGCCAAAGCCGAAACCGAAGCCCAAGCCGAAACCGAAGCCCUAG